AGGUAGUUACGAGCGAUAGUAUCUAUGAGCGGGCAGCGUCUGCAGCCAUUCCGUAGUAGGAGUGGAUCACUAUUUGGCACUUUCCCGUGUGUGUGAGUACUCGCCUAUCUGUGUCGGGCAGGAAAACGGGAGAGGGCUUCGGUGAAGCAACAGGGUGGCUUAUUUUUCUGUUUUUCCACCUCCUGGCUCCGGCGACAGCGCGAACGCUCUGAUGGAGGCGGAAAGAUCCGGAGGGAUGCCCGGAGGAACGAACCAGAGCCCCGCAGGAAGCGGAGCGGGGCGCAAUCCGAACGGGCCGAAGGUUGUGCUCGGUCCUGCUCCCACCGUAGUCGCCGCCGCCGCAACCGGGGCGAUGUCUGGAUGCUCCCAGCCGCGAGAUCCACAGGACGGGGACGCGGGCCUCUCGCUGCCCGGCAUCUUACACUUCAUCCAGUACGAGUGGAGCCGCUUUCAAGCCGAGAAAUAUCGCUGGGAGGCCGAACGGGACGAACUGAGGGCUCAGGUGGCGUUUCUGCAGGGUGAGAGGAAAGGUCAGGAGAACAUGAAGCAGGAUCUGGUGCGGCGAAUCAAGAUGCUGGAGUACGCUCUGAAACAGGAGAGGGCCAAACAUCAGAAGCUGAAAAGUGGGACUGACCAAACCCCCGGAGAGAAGAAACCAGAGACAGAAGCUGAACAAAUACCCAAUGGGCCUGCAGAUUCAGAUUCGGAACCAACCAAUCAGAUGCCUUGGAAGGAGGGCCGUCAGUUAUUGCGCAAGUACCUGGAGGAGGUGGGAUAUUCAGACACAAUCUUAGACAUGCGCUCCAAACGCAUUCGUUCCCUUUUGGGUCGAAACAGCCCAGAGGUGAACGGGCCUCCCCCCAGCGAACCGCCCGCAGAACCAGAACCUCACGGUGGAGAAGAGUCAUUACUAGUGCGCCAGAUAGAAGAGCAGAUCAAACGCCGUGCUGGAAAAGAGAGCUCUAAAGAGCGGAUGGGCAGCUCUAUCCUGGAUAAAAUCCCUUUCGUUCGUGGCUGUGAGGACGACGAUGAAGACAGUGAUGAAGAGGAGGAUUUCCAGGGCAUGACCACAGACUGCAUUGACGGACGCAAAAACAAGAAGUCCAGAAGCAAGAAUAGCGGAGAACCCAUGACCACAGAUUUUGACCCUGAGGAUGAUGAUGACGAAGAUGAUUCUGAGGACGCUCUGGGCGAGUUUGAUUUCUUGGGCUCAGGAGAAGGCAGCGAAGGGGCGGGAGAAGCUCGCAUAUCUGGAGACGGCCGUGAAUUAGGUUCAGAGAACCGCCGGAACAAGAUGCAAGGCAUUAUGUCAGAUUUUCCUCCCAAACCUUCUCCACCUCCAUCUAUCCCGGGCCAGACGCGCUCCGGAGACGGGGGGGCUCUUGGUUUCUCAUCUGAUGUCUUCAUUCUGGAUGCAGUUGGAGGAGGGGAUAUGAACCUCGGAGAGCUGGCUGACCUCACUGUUGCCAACGACAAUGACCUCACCAUAGACUUGCAGGACAGUCGAGAAGAGUUCAAAAAAACGUGGAACCCUCGCUUCACACUACGAAGCCACUUCGACGCCAUCCGAGCGUUGACCUUUCACCCCAGCCAGGCCGUGCUACUGUCCGCCUCUGAGGAUGGAACGCUCAAGCUGUGGAACCUCAACAAGGCAAUGCACUCCAAAAAAAAUGCAGCGCUGGACGUUGAGCCCAUUUAUACAUUCAGAGCACACAGUGGUGCUGUUCUUUCUCUGGCUAUGGGGGAGGAAGGAGAAUCAUGCUUCAGCGGGGGUCUGGACGGCACCGUGCGCAGCUGGAAGAUUCCAGACCUUAAUGUGGAUCCUUACGACAACUAUGAUCCAGGCGUGGAGAGCAGCGUGUUGACGGGCCACGAGGACGCGGUGUGGGGUUUGGCUUACUCGUCCAGUCUGAAGCGGUUGGCCUCCUGCUCUGCAGAUGGGACCGUGCGGAUCUGGGACCCCCAUAACUCCUCACCGUGUGUGUCUGUUUUCAACAAGGAGAAGGAGCAUGGCACUCCCACCUCGGUUGCCUUUGUAAACUCCGACCCAUCCCAGGUUGUCGUGUCCUUUGAUGUGGGCGAGACUUUGCUUUAUGACCUCAACACAGAGCAAAGCAUCAUGGUCCUGGAGAACCAGGCUAAGGAUGGCAGCGAGCUGAUUAACCGCGUGGUCAGCCAUCCGACCCAACCGAUUUCCAUUACAGCCCACGAGAACCGCACCAUCCGCUUCCUGGACAAUAAGACAGGGAAAGUGAUUCAUUCCAUGGUGGCUCACCUGGAUGCUGUCACCUGUCUUGCCACAGACCCUAAAGGCACUUACCUCAUCUCCGGCAGUCAUGACUGCUCUGUGCGCUUGUGGAUGCUGGACAAUCGCACGUGUGUGCAGGAGAUCACAGCACACAGGAAAAAACACGAUGAGGCCAUUCAUGACGUGGCCUUCCACCCCUCACAGCCCUUCAUCGCCAGUGCAGGGGCUGACGCGCUCGCCAAGAUCUUUGUUUGAUUUUCUCACUGGGGAUCCACCCUCACUACUGGGCCAAAAGAGUGAAACGCCGAGUAUCCGUACUCACACACACUUGCUCACGAAAUGAGGGGAACAAUGUUCUACACACACACGACCCAAUAACCCAUCAUUUUUUAUGUGAUUCAAACUCCCUUGCAUUUAAUACUGAGUUUGCUGCUCAUGUCCUAAUUUCAGUUUUAGGCGACACUACUAAAAACCUGCACAGUGUGUUGCGAGGGAUGUCCAAUCUGUUGACGGAUGGACCCACGCAAACACACCUUAACACAACACACACCCUGGAUUUUAAUUUCAUGCUUGGUUUAGGUUGAGGAUUUGAAGGCUCUUGGUAAACAAGACAUGACCCAAGCCUGCACAUUUUCUCAAUGCAAAUUGAAUUAGUGCUAAUCUGUGAAUUAAUGUCCUCGCGUAACUGUUGCCUGGUAACUUGAGGCGAUCAAUGCAUUUCAUUCCAAAGACCGCUUUAGAUGAGUUUUUGGGUUGCGUUUUAGCUGCAAGUACAACACAGCUUUACCUUUAGCCUCACAGCUAAGAGCCUUAGUGUUUCAGCCUUUCAUAAUCAGUUCAGUACAUUUCAUUCGAAUGACAAGUACACUUUGAACUAAAACCAAACACGUGUAUCUGCGUGUGUGCGUUCGUGACUGUGCUAACACAAGCAUUUUGCAAUCGCCGUCUUCAUUCAUAUCCAUUCAGGUGGCGUUAUCCGUAAUAGUCAGGUGACUGUUGAGUAGUGUAUUUAUUGUAGUGUUCGGUAUCAGUCGGAAGACUCUCUGGGAAGAUCUGCAGUUGGAUGCGCAACUGAUCUCUGUAUAUAAGCGGGAUGCGCUGUACAUAGCACACUUGUUUCACAACCUUGGUGCUAAGAUCUCCUCUGAAUCAGGGACCUGUUAUUAAGUAUCAAAUCUCGGUUGAUGCCUGCCAUUCUUCAGAGUCAUCAUGCACGGUUCUUUGGCAUUUCAGAAAUACAGCAAGUGUGUCGGGAAAUUUCAAAGUACUUCUGGUAUGCUCAAGUGGCUUUUAAGGUUUUGUCAGGGUAUUUUUAAGACAAUGAACUCUAUAUCCACACUGGAGGUUCCUUGGUUGGGGAUUGUCGCCAAUAAAAAAUUUAAACCAA
Carassius carassius (crucian carp) is the source of this 3635-nucleotide messenger RNA. It is a transcript of the gene strn4, whose product is annotated as striatin, calmodulin binding protein 4. Gene Ontology annotation, molecular function: calmodulin binding; protein-containing complex binding; protein phosphatase 2A binding. Gene Ontology annotation, cellular component: dendrite. Bases 212 to 2503 code for a protein of 763 amino acids. The record is from RefSeq and is a predicted model, not a curated record. The transcript has 18 exons. Lineage: Eukaryota; Metazoa; Chordata; Actinopteri; Cypriniformes; Cyprinidae.